GUUAAAUGAAGGGGGUUCUGUUAGAUGACGUCAGGAGUCACUAUGCUAACAGUUUCUUGGCUCCUGUUACAGUUUCACGGUUGGAAGAAACAGAGAUGAACGUCAGUGUAGCUGAUCUGACAUGAUAAACAGAGUCUAUCUACAGACUGUCCUGUGACAAAUACCCAUGCUGACUAGUUUCCUGUCAACUUGAUACAAACUGCCAUCAUUUUGGAAGAGGAAACCUUAAUUGCCCCCCCAGAUUGCCCUGUGGUCAAGCCUGUGGUACAUUGUAGAUGUAACCAACCGUCUUAUUAAAUAAGAAACACAGAACCAAUGCAAAGAAGAAAGCCAAGAAGUCAGAGCUAAGAGCAAAAACCUUACCCGUCCUCCUGUGGUGGUCCUACCUCUCCGAAAGAGAGCUACUUCCUGUGUUAAAGUCUUUAUAUAGACUUUAUGCUCUGCCUUCUCAUUGGUUGUAAACUCAACCACAUGACCGCCUCGUCACUGCCUGUCUGUACAGACCUCCAGGUCUUCUAUGGUUGGUAUUGAGAUUAAAGGCGUGUGUAUCCAAUGCUGGCUGUAUCCCUGAACACAAAGAGACUUACCUAGCUCUGCCUACCAAGUGCUGUGAUUACAAGCAUACACCACCACUGUCUGGCUUUCCUAUGGCUUGCUAAGAGCUCUGACUCCCGGGCAACUUUAUUUAUUAACAUACAAAUAACAUUCUAAUACAAAUAAAAUAUCACCAUGGUAUAUUUUCAUUCUUUUUUUUCUUUUUUUCUUUUUUUUUUUUCAACGUAUAACCCUGGCUGUCCUGGAACUCGCUCUGUAGACCAGGCUGGCCUUGAACUCACCUGUCUCUACCUCCCGAUUGCUGGGAUUAAAGACAUGUGCCACCAUGCCUGGCUGCAUUCUGUUAAUUGAUGAUUGAUGUGGGAAGGUCCAGCUCACUGUGGGUGGUACCACGCAUGAGCUAGUGGUCUCAGGGGGUACAAGAAGGCAGGGUGAGCAAACCAUGAAAGCAAGCCAGUAAGCAGCUCCAUGGCCUCUGGAUCAGCUCCUGCCUCUUGGAUCCAUCUUGCCCUGAGUUUCUACCCUGACUUCCCUCAGCAAUGGAGUAUGACCUGAGUGUUGUAAGCUGAAACAAACCCUGUCCCCACAACUUGUUUAUGUUCAUUGGGGUUCAUGACAGCAAUAGAAUUCCUACCCGUGACACCAUCUUCAUUGUGAAUGCUGUACGUAAAAUACCUGGCACUCUGACUUCAUUUACUCUGAGAGCAAUUGCCUCCUUCCUAAAUUAUCUUUCUAUUCCUACUGCAAUGUCACUUCAGUUCCACUGACAUACUCUGCUGUGUCCAGUAUUUCAGGACUUCCUACCGAAGGGACCCAGGAAUAUGUACUCUGGUCAAUAGACAGGAGUCUUCGACAGAUCUUCCAACAUCUGGAUAAUGCAAGGUCAGGAAACAGAGUCACAAGGCAGGGGGCUGAAUGGGGGCGGGGGGAGAGAGAGAUGGGGGGAAGAAGAAGAAGAAGAAGAAGAAGAGAAGGAAGGAAGGAAAGAAAGUAAAGGAAGGAUGUAAAGGAAAAAAGUUAGUUUGAGGAGCAGUGGAGAACUCUUUUGUGAGCUUUAUAUGUUUUAUGUUUGAUCUGUAUGGAUAUUUUUCCCGCAGGUAAGUAUGUGUACCACAUGCAUGCCUGGUGCCCAGAGAGAUCACAAGAGGGUAUAUGAUCCCCUGGUACUGGAGUUACAGAUGUUUGUGGCCUACCAUGUGUGUGUUGGGAUUCAAACUUGGGUCCCCUGGAAGAGCAGUCACUAAGUCACUGCUCUUAUCCUCUGGGCUAUUUCUCUAGGCCUCACUGUGUAAAUAUAUGUAUAUAUUUUAUUCAUUUGUAUUUUUUGCAUGUGUGCACAUAGGUGCCACAUCAUGUAUGUGAUGGUCAGAGGACAAGCCACAGGAGUCAGUUCUCUCCUUCCAACAUGUGAGUCUUAGGGCUCAAACUCAGGUCAUGCCAAGCACAGGUGUGCGUGUGUGUGUGUGUGUGUGUGUGUGUGUGUGUGUGUAAAACUUGGGUGUCAUUUCUGGGAGCCAUCCACCUUGUGUUGUGAGAUAGAGUCACUCCCUGGGACUCACUGAUCAGCCUUGGCUGUCCAGUGAGUCCCAGGGUAUCUACUUGUCUCUGCUUGCCCAGCACUGGGGCACUGUGUUCUUUUAUUUUCCUGUGGGUUCUAGGGAUGGAACUCAGCUUCUCUAUUUGUAUAGCAUGCACUCUACUGAUGGACGUCUACUUUGCUCUUGGUGGAGGAAUUCUUGACAUAAAUAAUUGAUGUUUGUGGAUGCAACCCCUCUUUUCCUUCUCUUGCUUAGACUAAAAAUAUUUUGGAUUUGAAAUAACCACUCCCUCCCCUCUCUCUAACUUCCCCUACUGAUUCCAAAGAAAAUGAAAACAUUUCUCUUUGUUUCUCAGAUCAACACUUAUGGAGCUGAAUGUUUUAGAAUCCCGAGAUGUGACUUCUUCCUCCGACUCUGACACUGUGGUUCAGGAGAUUGUCCCACCCAGCUGUUACUGUCAAAAGGGAAAGCCUUCUACGGUACAGCAUGUCCUCUGCAUCAUCCAACAACAGCUCGAGCCUGUCUUAUCUUCCAAUGUUUCCUGAAGGGACAGCUUGGCAAUUCCAGAGCGAUAGUGGACCUGUUUCCUCCCAAAAGGAAGCAUCUAUGCCCAGGAGCCCUGGCACAUCCCUGCCUACUUCUCAGCUGAUAUAUCCUGAGAAAUCAGAUCUUUCUCCGAAUUUGGCAGUUCUUCAUCCCUUACAAGCUCAAACUUCCUUUAUGAGCUCUAUUUUAGAAUCCUUAGAUCCUUGCGAACAAGAGAAAACAAAAGAUAAGGUUUCUACUUUGGGACAACAAGUGGUGCCUCUGCCUGUGAAGAAAUCCUGGAACAUACUCAAUCAUUUGAUGGAUGUACAAGGAGUCCCUGAAGAAGAGCUCCCGAAAACUCAGUUACCUGCACUCAUCCCUCAGAGUGUUGAGCAAAAUACCAACACAUCUCCAGAUCCUCCAUCAUUUCAUCUCCACGUGAACAUUGGGGUGAAUUCUGAAGUCCAUAGGACGGAAGCAAUCAUUUCACAGCCAUUUCCCUCAAACAGGCAGUCACAACCCGAGGAUGACCGCCAAGAACUUAGACAUAAUCCUUUAGUUAUAUCAACGGGCACACCAUCUCCCAGAAAUUUAGGAGUUAACAUAAUUCAGGAAGAACAAGCUUUAGUGAAAAAGGAUUCAAAGCAUGUGUUAGAGCCGAAUAUAGAGCAGAGGGUCAUAGGUCUUCCAGAAAAAAGGGUACAGACACAUAAGGCUCAACUAACUAACGUGGAGCUGACACCCAAGACACCACGUUCAGCCACUGGCAGCAUAAAGGUCACUCCAUUGGCAUUGCUUCAGGUUAUGGACUUAAUGGGAAUAAUCCCAGAGUCACAGUCGGAGCUGAUAGACUCUGUGGGGUUUUCCCCAGAGCCGCCAAAUCAAGCAGAAACAGUGAGGAUAACUCCUCAGCCAUCGAAUCAAGUAAUUGAACCACUAAAAGUAACCCAUCAUCGGCAUCAAAGCACGGAAUUAAAGAGCAUGGCCUCAGGACUGAGUCAAGUCACAGAUAACCUGGAGGUAACUCCUGUGGCAUUGUUUCACGUCACGGAUUCCAUGGAGAUGAUUGACAAAUUAAGUCCACAUGGCAUAGAACCAGUAGGAGUAGCCCCACAGCCACAAUACCAAGUCAUGGAAUCAGUGAAGAUGGAUACAGUGCAUAACUAUCAAGCCAUAAGACCAGGAAGUAUGAGUCGAGGGCCACAGCAGACAGUUGUGGAAGCUGUGGAAAUGAUUCCCCAGCCUCAGCAUAAAGACAUGGGAACACUGACCAUGACCUUGGGGUCACAGAAUCAAGCCUCAAAACACAUCAGGAUUACUCCCAGUCCAGUACAUCAAAAUGCAAUGGAAAUUAGCUCAAGUGCACUGCCUGAAGCCACUGAAGAUACAAAAGUGUCUCCAGUGGCAAAACAAGCCAUGGAUUUCAUGCAGAUAUUUCCACUAGGACAGCCACACAUUACUAAAUCUAGGGCUUUGAUCCCAGGCUCACAGCCUCCAGCUGAAAAUUGGACCCCAGUGUCAGCUCAACCAGAUGUUCCGACUACUACUGUCCCAGCAGGAACAGUAGAAUCUAGAAGCGUACCUCCACAGCCACCAUCUAAAGUACUGGAACCAUCAGGAAUGACUGAUGACCUACAACCGUCAUGUCAGUCCCUGCAUGCUCUAAAGGUGACCCCGCCAGUCCAGGCAUCUCCGACGGGAAUGAUCACACCACUACAAAUUGUAGAGCCUCAAACUAAAGAGUCUCUGCAAUUGACUUCUGGGUUACAGGGUCAAGUUGACUCCGUGGGGACUACGCCACAACCUCAAGGCACAGAGUGUGUGUCAUUGACUCCAAAGUCACAGUACCAAAUAUUGGAACCCAUGAGAGCAAUCCCAGCACCACCAGAUCAAGGUGCAGUACCUAUAGGAAGGGGCCAAAAGCAUCAAGUUCCAGAAGCUGAAGUAGUGCCAGUCAUACCACUGCUUCAGGAAAUGGAAUAUUUCGGGGGGAGCACAAUCCCACAGCCUAAGGUUAGGGAUUCAAUGGACUUUCCCCCAGAACUACAGAAUGUAAAAUCUGAGCACCUAAUCCCAGAUCCAAGAUUGCAAAGUAUGAAAUCUGUGGACAUAACCACAGAUUUAGUCCCAGAAAUGGAAAAAUAUGGACCACCAACCUCAACAGUGAUAUGUAUAGAUUUGGCCCCAGAACUGCAUCAGCAGAAUUCACAAUAUGAGGAAUUAACCCCCAGACCACAACUGCAAAGUGAGACAUCUGUGCCAUCGGCCCCUGAGUCUCAGUUUCGAAAUGUGAAAUCUGGCCAACUGACAAUUGAACCACAACACCAAAUCAAAAAGUCUGCUGGGUUGGCCGCAGGUCCACAGUUGCACAGCAAUAUAUCAGUACAUUGGAUCCCCGAUUCUCAAUCUCAAGGAAUGGAAGAAGCUCUUUCAGGCCUAUCACAGGAGUUACAAGGAGAUAUAAAGAUGGUGGAGUUGACUCCAAGACCAUCACUUGAAGAUGUAAAAUCUGUGGACUUGGCCUCAGAACCAUGUUCACAAAGUACCGGCUCUGAUAAGAUAGCCCAUGUACCAUUGCUUGAGGAUACAAACACUCCAUUGGUAGAAGGUAGGAGUCUAAUUCCUGAGGCACUGGUGGAGAGCAUGGAAGUUGGUGAACUGAUCCCAAGCACACACUUUGAUGCAACAAAAUCUUUAGAAGCGACCCCCAAACCAAGUUAUCAUUUCCUAGAACCUGAAGGACUGACCCUACAGCAUCCAACCUCAGAAGCAAGAGUGACCUCUGAACCUUGCCAGCAGGUGGAAGAAUCUGCUCCGUUGCCACAAUCAUCAUUAGGGAUGACUCCAGCACCAUUGAGCCAGACCUCAGAAUCUGUGGAGAUGAGCUCACCACCACUCCAAGAUACUCUUGAACCUGGGACCCAAGUUGUAAAAGGGAUGGAAGAGACUCCAGAAUCAGGAAGUGCAAUUAAAGAUACUCUGGAUUUGCUACUAGAUUCAGAAGUGCAAACUAUGACCUCAGGAGUGGUGGCCCCAGAGCCACAGCCCCCAGAUGUGAAGUUUGUUCAGGUGACUCUAGAACCAUGUGCAGAAGUUACUAACCCAUCGGAAAUAACUCUGAAAGGAGAAUAUGAAGACACAGAGACCUUCAGAUUGACAUUCUCUAAAGUCGAUGAUACCCAGGGAACCAUCAUAGACCUAUAUUCAGAAGUGAGAUCUCUGGAGUUUAGUCUAGAAUCAGGAGUGCAAGGUGAGAAAUCAGAGUCCUUUGCCCAAAAUUUGAAGUCUGCAGAAGUAAUCACCGAACUACCCUUACAAGUUGUAGAACCUACAGAACUAGCUAUAGGACCCAAACCACAUAUUAAAGAUGUGACCCCAAAGCCACAGCUCCACGAAGUAAAGUCUAGGCAAAUGGAUAGAGAAUCACAGUUGCAAAAUGAGAACUCUGUAAGUGUAAUACAACCGUUAUCUGCAGGAGAGGUAGAUCCUGAAAAGACAAAACCAGAGCCAUGUCUACAAAGUUUAUCACCGAAGGAACGGAUUGAGGGAACACAGCCCCCAAAUGUGAAAUCUGUGGAUUUCAAUCUAGGCCCAGAGCAGCUAAGUGUCAAAUCAGAAUUGAUUCCAGGGCCAAAAUUGCAAAGUGUCCAGUUUCCAGUGUUUUAUCAAGGGCUACUUCUUCAAGGGGAAACCCCAGUAAAUUUCAUCUCAGGCCCCCACAUUAUGGUGUGAAAUCUCAUGAUGAAAUAUCAUGUUUCCUGGGGCCAGAAACCACAUCAUCAGAUUUUAUCCUGGAGCCAAAGCUUCCAGAACCACAGCCACAACCACAACCACAACCUGGUAAGCCGGUAGACGUAAACAUAAGACCAUGCUUGCAACAUGUGAGAUUCUCUGAUGCCAUCCCAGAGCCCAAACACCAAGGUUUCAAAUGUGUAACCUUCAUGCCAGGUGUUCAGCUUCAAGACAGGAAGCCUCAGGGAUUGAUGCCAGAAUCGUUUUUGCCAUUAAGCCAAGAGACACAGGUUGAAGAUAAGAAGCUUGUGUUGCCUCCGGAAGUAUCAGAGUUUUGCAGCAUGAAACGCCCAAUCCCAGCCUCUGAACCACAACAUCCAAGAGUGAUAGCUAAGCAGGUCAAUCCAGGACUGUGGCACCAAGAUACCAAAUUUUCUGAGUUGGCUUCUAGGCCGAAACUACCAGGGGUCAGAUUUGGGGAGCAAACCCCAGGAUCAUUGUCUCAUGGUAUGAGUCCUAUGACUCCAGAGUUAGGGAUACAUGAUCACAAAUCAGCAGGGGCGACUCCAGGGCUACAAGAAACAAGGCAGGUGAGUUUUAAUUCGGGGCCAUGGCUGCAGGAUGUCAAAUUUUUUGAUGUAAUUCCAGGAACUCAACCUCAAGGUGUGAAGAUUUCAGAGUUAAACUCAGGGCCACAGUUAGAGUGUGUAAAAAUAUUUGAGUUGACCACACAGUCAGAGAGGCAAGGGAUGAAGCCAGAGUUAAUAGUACAAGAACCACUCUUUAAAGAUAUAAAAUAUGUCACAAGGAAUCAAGUACCAAACUUUGAAGGCAAAAUGUCUUAUAAACUAGCAUCUGAACCACAGAUACCAAAAGCAGAAUCAAAGAAACUGACUCCUGGGAAACACUUGGCAGGUGCAGAUCAUUCUGAGAUGAUCAGAAGAACACAGGCACAAGGUGUAGAAUCUUCUACAUUGAUCCACAGACAGCAUUUGGAACAUAUAAAACCUGUAGAGAAGAUCACAGCCUCAAACCAAGAAGAGUUAACGCCAGGGAAUCAUUUGGAAGACAGGAAAUCUAUGGAGUUAAGGUCAAAGUCAGAGCUGGGGAAAAUCAUGUCUAUGCUGUCAACCCCGGGGAUACAAGCAGGAGAUAAGGAACGUGAGGAGCUGCCUCCGGGCUCCAAUUUGAAAGGUUUAAAAUAUGAGUUACCCCCUUCAGAACCACAGUUAGAAGACAGGAAAUCUGCAGUCUUAACUCUAGGACAAUGUCUAGAGAGGAUAAAAUCUACAGUGAUAUCCCCAAGUAGUUCCCAGUUAGAUGGUAUGAAAUCUGUAAAGCUGAUUCCAGGUUCAAGAAUUCAAGAUUUGAUAACUGUGGGGUUGGCCAGUGAUGCACGUGUUCAAGAAUUCAAGAUUUGAUAACUGUGGGGUUGGCCAGUGAUGCACGUGUUCAAGAUGUAAAUGCCAUGCACUUAGAACUUGAACCAAAGAAGCAAGGGGAGAGUCCCAUGACUUUUGUACCAGGGAUGCUAUUUCAAAACAAGCCUAUGGAGGUGUUGCAAGGGCCUCAUCUACAAGAUGUAAAACCCAAGGAACUGACUUCACGGCCACAAACACAAGAUAGCAAACGUGUGAUUAUCUCAUGUCUGAAGCAGCAAAGUCUAAAACCUGUGAAUAGAGCCAAAAAACAAGGGAUCCAAGGAGUAAAAUUCAUGGAUUUAGUCUCAACGCAACAGUAUCAAGGAAGGGCACCCAUGGAUUUAACUCUUGAGCUCGGACAGGAUGACCACAUAAGCACAGCAGAGUGGAAAGGUGGGAUGUUCGGCCACCUGAACAAACAGUUGGAGUCAGAAGAAAUGUUGUCUAUGGGGUCAGAUCAAGAACCCAAACCUGCAGGUAGAAAACCCAUAGAGCUCACCUCUAAACUACAAUGUAAAGAUGCACCCUCAUUUAAAUUGGCUCCUGAUAAUGUAAAAGCUCAAGAGGGCCCAUAUGGGCCACAGGUGCCGAGUAUGAGACCUUGUCCAUUGACUCCAGAAUCACAGGUGUACCAAGUGAAAGACUUGGAGCCAAUGUUAGAGCCACUGCUUCAAGAUGGGAGAACUGUGGCACUAAAUACAGAACCAGAAAGUACAAGUACAAAAUCUGUGCAGUGGAUACCAGUAUCUGAGUUUCAAAGGGAGAAAUGUAUAGGGUCAAACUUUAGGUUACAGUCUCAAAGUGCCAGCCCUACAGAAUUGAAGCCGUCUACACAACGGAGAGGUGUGAGGUCAUCUGAAUUGACUGUCAGGUCAAAAAUUCAAGGAGAAAAAUCCGGAGAGUUUCAUCUUGAGUCACAGUUACAGCAAGUAAAAACCUCUCCGUUUGCACUAGGGCUGCAGAAAACUAAACCUUUGAACUUAACUUCCGAGCCACAGCCUCAAGGGAUCAAAACUGAUCAGCUAAACAAAGAGACACAGGUAGAAAGAUCUAUCCAGUGGCUACCAAGACCUGAAUUCCGCGGUGUGACAUUUAUAGAAUCAAAUCAUGAACCACCAUCUCCAGGUGUCAAAUCUACAGAACGGAAACCAUCCAUACAACUGGAAAGUGUGAAGACAUCAGACAUGGCUCUAGGGCCAAAACCUCAAGGAAAAAAAUCUGUGGAUUUUAACCUUGGGCCACAAGUACAGUGUGUGAAGACCCCUGAGUUGUCCCCAGGACCAGAGCUACAAGAAGGGGAAAACAUCACAUCAACCUCAGAGCUACAGUCUCAGUGUGUGAAAAGUGUGGCAUUGCUUCAGGGACCACAGCUUGAAAAUACAAAAUCUGUUCUUUGGAUACCACUGUCUGACUAUCAGGUUAAUAGAUCUACACUGAAUCUUAGGUUACCACCUCAGGAUGUCACAGCUAAAGAGUUAAAACCCUCAGUACAACUAGAUGUGAAGACAUCCAAUGAGUUGACUACGAGGCCAAAGUCACAAGGUAAACAACCUUCAGGGUCAACCCAGGAACAUCAGUUUCAGAGGUCCAAAACUACUGAUUUUAAAUCUGAGCCGCAGUUUUAGAAUUAUGAAAGCAUGUGACCCAAACUUAAGGUCAAAGAUCAAUAAUAUAAAAUUGACAUUCAAACCCAGGUUUUGCUUAGAAGACAGGAGCUCUCCUGGAUUAAACCCUGGAAUACACCCUCAAGAAGUGAAUCCCUUAGGGUCAUCCCCAGGAACACAGCCUCAAUCUGUGACACCUUCAGUGUUUAAACAAGAGUCACAGUCCUCAGAAGUGAAAUAUGGAGCAAUAAGCCAAAGGCCACAACCACAAAACAAUGUAGAGUUGAAAUGUGGAAAAUCUUCUGAGUUGGCACUUCAGGCAAAGCCUCAAGGUAUGAAAUCUGAGAAGAGCUCUGGGUCCCAGUGGCAACGUGCAAAAUGUUCUGACUUGACACCUGAAACAGAGUCCCCAAAUAUGAAAUGUACUAAGUUAAGUUGCAGCUCAUCGAUGAAAGGUAAAGCAUGUAUUGAGUUAGCUACGGGUACCAAAACUCAACGUGUCAAACUAGGCUGUAAACCUGGGCCCCAGUGCAAGGUAUAAAAUCUAACUCAUUUCUGAGGACAAAGCCUCAAGAAAUGGAAAUGGAAGACUGGGAAUCAGGCCCGCAGUUACAAGAUCUGAAAUCUUCAAGGACAAUCAUGGGUAUAAAGAUCCAUGAUGUCAUGUCUGUGGACUUUGGUCCUGGACCACACUUACAAGGUAUUACUUCUGAAGUCAUUACAAGGAAGAGUGUUCAUGGUAUGAAAUCUGUAGAAGACAAACCUAGUUCAAAGUUACAAAGUAAGAAACAUGAUUUCACCCCGAGGAAGAUGUUCUUAGGUUCAAAAUCUGUAGAGCUGGACUCAGGCCCCCCUUUACAAGAUUUGAAAUAUCCUGAGCUGAUCAUGGAUAUGAAACUUCAAGGUGUGAACUCUAUGGGACAACAUGUUACAAGUAUAAAAUCUUCUGAGGUGGUAACACAGGUAAAAUCCCAAGGUGUGACAGCGGUAGACCUCAAUUCUGGACCACAGACACAAAAUAAAAAGCCGUCUGAGUUGGCUCAAGGGAAAAGGCUCCUAGCUAAGGAGUCUGUAGAGUUUAAUCAAGGCCCAAAGUUACAAGGUGUGACAGUGGAGUCCAAGCCCCCAAAUGGGGAAUCUGGGAAGUUAAACUCAGGCCCUCAGUUACAAGAUGAGAAAUAUUCUCAGUCAAUUCUGGGGACAAAGCUUCAAUAUGGAAGAUCUAUGGAGGUCAGUCCUGGCCUAUGCUCACAGGGUAUGAAGUCUUCCAAAGUGAUUUCUAGGACAAACUUCAAAAAGAAAAACCCAUAGGCUUUGUGUAUCAGCCACUGUGGCAAGAUGUAAAAUCUUUAAAAUGGACAUUUGGUAAGGCACUUGACAGGGAACCUUUGCAGUUGGAAACCGCUCAUUUAUAGGACAGGAAAUUAACUAUGUUAACAUCAGAAUUACAUCUUCAAGGUAUGAAACCUGAGUCAGUCAACUGUGUAUCAAAGUUGAAAGGUGUGAAGUCUGAGGCCACAUAUAUCCACACAAUGAAGGAUACAGGGAUCAAUCAUGGUUCAGAAUCACAGUUUGUGGGAUUCUCUAAGCAGGCCUCGGACUCAAAGGUUUAUAGAGUGGUGCCUUCUGAACUCAAUGCCAGAAACCAGAAGCAAGAUCAGAAGUCUCACAAAUUAAGUCAAAAGCAACAACUUCAAAAAAAUAAAACAAAUAUCGUUCGGGGAUGAGCCACAUUUACAACAUAUCAAGUCAUCAGAAUUAUGUACAAAGCUUCAAGACCUGAAAUCUAUGGAAUUCAAUUCAGAGCAACAGUUGCAAGAUGUGAUGUCUUCUGAGUUGGGCCUGAGAAUAAGUCCUCAGUCUUUAGACGUCAACCCUGGGCCACAUUUGCAAGAGAUAAUACCUUUUGAGGGACGCACAGAAACCAAGUUUCCAGAUGAGCCAUCUCCGGAAUUCAAGCGUAAGCCUACACUGCAAGGUAGGCCAUCCUGUGACCCGAGUGCAGGGCCACAGAUUCACUGUGAAAAUGUUAUGGCAUCCAACACCGGAACACAAAAUGUAGAAUUGUCUGAGUUGCACCCUGGUCCAGACCUUCAAGGUAUAAAAUCUAAGGUGUUCUGCCUUGGACCACACUUGGAAGAUGUGAAUUCUGCAUGCACUCCCAAUGCAAAUUCUCAAUAUAUAAACACCAGUGGGUGUAAACGUGGGCCAUAUUUGCAAGAUAUAAAUUCCUCUGCUUGCAUCCCAGAGCCAGACCCUCAAUGUAUAAAAUCUGUGUGCAAUCCUGGGCCACAUUUACAUGGAAUGAAUUCUUCUGCAUGCAUUUUAGGACCAAAAUUGCAAGGUGUAGAUUAUACUGGGUGUAUCCAUGAGCCAAACUGGUCAGAUGUAAAUUCUUCUCUAUGCACCCCAGGGCCGAGUCCUCAGUGUAUGAGUUCUUCUGUAUGCACCUCAGGGCCUAGUCCUCAGUGUGUGAAUUCUUCUGCAUGCACCCCAAGACCAAGUCUUCAGUGUGUGAAUUCUUCUGUAUGCACCCCAGGGACAAGUCCUCACAGUGUAAAUUCCACUGAGUGCCAUCCUGAAGCACAUUUGCAAGGUGUGAAUCAAUGGGCAUCAAUUCUAGGGCCACACAUUCAGUGUGUAGGUUCUACUGGGCGCAAUCCUAAAUCACAUUAUCAAGGUGUAAAUCCUUCCUCAUGCACUCCAGGGCAAAACCCUCAGUGUGAACAUUCCAAUAGGUGUAGUCUUGAGCCACUUCUUCUUGGUAUGAAUGAUGGUAGAACAUUUCCAGAACCACAAAUUAUGUGUGUAAAUCCUGUUUGGUGCAAUACCAAAACACAUUUGCAAGAUGUGGAUUCUUCUGCCUGUACUCGAAGACAAGAGUCACAGUCUGUAAAUUCUACUGGAUACAACCCUGGGCCACAUUUACAAGCCCCGAAACUUCAAGGUAUGAAGUUUUCUGAGUCGAACUCAGGGACAGGAAUUCAAAAGAGAUGCCCUUAAUAGUUAACAAAGGACAACACGUGCAAGACCUGAAGUUUGAAUCAAUUCCAGGGUCAAAUAUUAUAGAUAUAGCACCUGUGGAAUACAACCCUGGGCCACAGGUACAGUGUGUGAAUUUUCCUGAAUUGAAUCCAGGAUUAAAAUUACAAUGCAUAAAUCCAUCGAAGCUUAGUUCACGGGCACAGUUGCAAAACAUGAAGUCCUUUGAGUUGAUGCCUGGAUCAGAAUCUCAAUGUCCAAAAUCUGUUCUGUUGAAUUCUGGACCACCUUUUCAAGGUAUGAUGUCAUCUCACUUAAUGGUAGGGGCAGAGUUUCAAGAGAUCCCAUUUUUGAAGAACCAACUUGGGUCGUGGCAGGAAACUGCACAACCCACAUUUACUUUGAGGCCUCUGUCAAAUGGUGUGAAAUCUGUGGGAGUUUCACCAACCCCACUGCCUGAAGAUAGAAUGUCUCCAGAGAUGAGCAACCAGCCAUUGCUUUGUUUGACAAAUUCUGUAAAAGUGACACCUGGCUGCAGUCUGCAGGACGUGAGAAGUAAGGAAUUUCCACCAGAACCUUGUUUUCAAAAAGUUAAAUCUGUGAAGUUGAAGCCAGGGUCACCGACUCCAAGUGUGAACCCUUUAGAGUACGCUCCACGCCACUGUUCUCAACGUACUAAGACUUCCUUUGCACCGAAGCCGUGUGUUCAUGAAAGAAAGCCUAUGCAGCUGAGACUAGGCUCCCAACAGCAAAGCAUGGAUUGCCAACAGUUUCCUUUAAAUGAGAAACCAGUGGCAUCGACCCCAGAGUCCACCGGGAACUUCUUAGCAGGACCAGCACUGUCUAGUGUCAAAUUUUCAAAUUUGAUUCCGGAAUCACAGCAACAGUGCAUGAAAUCAACGGAAUUUACUUCAGAGCCGAAGUGGCAAAGUGUAAACCAUGUGAAAUUGUCAUCGGUGUCUCUGCCACAAACUGGAACCUCUGUGGGGUUAUCACCAAGACCAUUCCUUCAAAAUGUGACACCUGGGAACCAAAAUCCCCAAACACAUCUAUGUGAUCAAACCAUAGACUCCUCUCAAGAGAUAUAUAGAGCAGGGCACCAGUUGGAGGACUAUGCUGAGAAGAUGAGGCACCAAGUCUCUAAAUUGGUGGAUAUUAUUUUACUACCAGUUUAUCAAGAUGCAGGAUCUUCAGAAAUGACAAAAGGGUUGGGACAUAAAAGCCCAGAAACAACAGAGAACUCUACGAGGUUGACCCCCAACCCAAUAGAUCAAGUCAUAGAAUUAUUAGGGAUGCCUCAGCAGCUAGGUCUUCAAGGACCAGAAUCUGUUGAUCUGACUCCAACACUAAGUGAUCCAGAUUCAAAGUCCUCAGAACUAACCCCACAGAGAAGCUGCUGGAGCCCAGAAACUCUGCAGUUGCUGCCUUGUUUGUGGCCUCAAUUUAAAGAUGUCAAGGAGUUACCAACAGAACAAGCCACAGAGUCUGAUAGAAUGACCCUCGACCUUAAGAAUCAUGUUGCAGAAGUAAGGAUGCUAACUUGUGAGGUAAGACCAGGGAAAGAAUUUCUUAGUGUGACUUCAAAGCCAGUAAAUAGAGAGACUGGACAUGUAGAAAAAUCUCCAAGGCCGUGUCCUCAAGACUUAGGACCUGUGGUGGUGAGCUCUGGGAAAAGAUCCCAAAGGGAACAAUCUCCAUCAAGGCCAUCCUAUCACGUUCCAGAUUCUGCUUCAGGGAUAACACCAGGGCAAGGACCUCAGAUUCCUGAAUCUGUAAAUUUGACCUCUAAGCCAUGGCUGCAAAUAGAAGAAUCCUUAGAUUUGUCAACCCAGCAAAUGAGUCAAGUUGUGGAAGAUACAGACUGUGAGGAGCUCACUUUUGAGUCAUGGCAACCAGGGGAGGUAGCAAGUAGGCUAACAAAGCCCCAGGGUGCAAGCAUGGGAACUUUAAACAUAACUCCAAUUGAAUCACUGGAUCAAAUGAUAAACUUUAUAACAAUUAGUCCAACGCCACUAAAUCAAGUGACAGAAUUCGCAAAGACACGGCUUCAUGUUUCUCAGUCAGCCGCUCUCCCUAGUGUUUCCGAAUCUGUGGAAGUUAUCUCUGGUCCGCCACUUCAAGUUCUAGAAUCUGUGAUGAUACCAGGGCCAGCCUCUCAAGGGUCAAAACAUACUGAUUUGACUCCCAAACUGCACGAUGUGAUAAUGUCAGAAUUUGCUUCAAGACUUUGGUUACAAAAUGUUCAAUCAAGGAAAUUAAUUACAGCACCAACACAUCAAAUUUUAGAAACAAUACAGUUGUCAGGCUUUCAAGUUAUAAAGACUAUAUUGGUUCCCAAACCACUGCUUCUGAUUGUAAAAUCUGAAGAGCUGGCUCCAGGACCAAAUCCUCAGGCUAUAGAACCAACAGGAGUUGCCACAAAAUCUAGCAUUAAAGUAAUGGAUGGUUUGAAUUUUCUCCCAAGACCACAUCUUCAAGACAUGGUAAAACCUAUGGAACAAACUCCAAGGGCAAAUAUUCAAGAGAAUUUUGCAGAAUUAAUCUUAGAGCAAACAUCUCCACUUGAGGAACCUCCAGUAUUAACUCACGAGCAAAGGCUUCAGGCUGAAAAAUCUCUAGGGAUCAGAACAGAAUCUCCUAAAGUAAUGGAAAUUGAGGAUUUGAAUCAAAGACGGGUGUGUGAGGAUAGAGACUCAGAAAUGAUAACAUCAGAAAAGUUACAAGCACAGGAUUCCUUCUCUAGGUUCAUACCCAGCCCUUCAAUCCCAUUUAUUUCAAGUUCUGUCAAAACAACUGAGUUAGGACCCCUUCAGGGUUCUGGAAUGCCGGAGGUAUCAAGGGCCUUGGCUAUGAAGAACUUUGCUGUUGGUAUUUUGCCGUCUCCAGAGUCCUAUACAGACACUAUUAUGUUCCAUUCAUCAGCCCUUCCCUUGGUUCUUCCCUCUGAUAUUGGGAACACUGUGGGAACCCUAUAUCCUGACAUCUGGGAAAUGGAUGUCCUAUCCAAGGAAGCAACCGAAAAGAAACAAAUGGAGGAAUCUGGGAAUUCAUUCCAGAGCUAUUCUCCAUAUCCACUGAGAUUACUACCCUCGGAGUUUCUUCCUGGGUAGACAACAGAAUGUCUGGGAAAGUCAUGUCCGUAGGCAGCGACUCCCUAGAAAGUAUCUCUCCAAUAUGCUGAUGCUGGGAAAUGUUCUGGGAACCACUAUGGAAAGGAAGCUUUGUUCUCAGCCAUUUUUAACAGAAGGAGCCACGAUGGAUAUCUGUCACUUUAUUCAGACUUUAUUUGGGGUUCCAGCUGAACUGAUGGCAUUUUCCCAGAGCCUACUAGAGAGGGGUCCUAGGACGAUUUUACAGACUUCAGUGAUCAGAAACUAUAUUCAGAGACAUAUUUUAUGCCAUGGUCACGAGAAAAGAAUGACCUUAAAGAUGUGGACACGUGGAUCCACAUCUUCCAUAUUACAGCAAUACUCCGGUACCAGAUUGGGAAUAAAGAAAACAAACUCAAAACUCAGUGAUAUAUUCCAGGAAGUCACUCAGCAUGUGUCUGUCUCAUGUACAAGGGCCCAGUUUCCUGCCUUAGUGAAGCCGGAGUCUUCUCUGAAGAUACUUUAUAUUAGGGAAGACCCUGUUUCCAGUGACCAGAGUAAAGACUCACAGAGUGAUUCACCGACAAGGACUUUUGGCUCUCACCACUCCCUCAAGGCAAGUUGUCUUUCCCAGGUUGAGAGGGAUAUCUCAGAACAGCUCCAUCUGCUAAAAGAUCUACAGCUAAAAAUAGCAGCAAAACUCUUAGAGAGUCAAGUACCCCACAAUGUCCCUCCACCUAUCUCAUCGGGUCUUGUCCUGAAAUAUCCCAUCUGCAUGCAGUGUGGCCUAUGUUCAGGAGUUAAUUGCUGUCAUAAGUUACAGUCUGCUUUUGGUCCAUAUCUUCUCGUCUACCCACAGAUCCACCUUUUAAGCACCCGUGAAGGCCAUGGUGACAUUCGGUUGCAUCUUGGUUUUAGACUGAGAACUGGGAAAAGACCUCAAGUCUCAAAGCAUCGUGGGAGAAAAAGAGCAGAUACAUGGAAGAGCACUACAUCACCAUCACGAAGGAAAGCUAAAAUCUAUCCUCCAGCUUCCAAGAGUCCAACUACUCCAAGAGAUUUCCAGGUCUGAUCUUCCCAGGCUACUGUACAAGUGCACAUUAGAAAAAAGCAACGGGGCAGCCAUGGGGUGGUCCGCCAGACAGACGCCAAAGACUCUGAGCACCAUGAAUUCCAUCAGGUUCACUCUGUAUCCAAGAGUGGCUUUGAAAGUAAUCAGGAAGAAAAAUGGUCGAAAUCAAGCCUCAAAAAGACCUUUGACUUAAACUAUCCAAUGAAGGAAACCAUCAAGGGACUUAAAACACAAAACACAAAGCUCUACAAAAAUAGUGAAACCCCGGAAGAGAGUCCUUUUAGAAUAAUGUGUCCAUCAAGAAGCAAGAGUAUUGAAACCGUUCAAACAAGCACUGUUUCUUCGAAGACACAACCUGAGAAAUCCUCUCAGGCCAAGUUCUACCAGCUGCUUUUCCAGGGCCUAAGGCAGGCAUUCCAAAUAGCACAUAGAAUUGUGGCUUAUACUGGACAGAAGCCUGAGGACAGGACAAGGCCAGGCAAUUUGUGGUCAACCCAAUACUUGCACCCCAAACAAAGAGCCAACAGGUAUUGUUUAGCAGGAGAUAGCAAAGGAGCCAGCACACCAGUUGCCCAGCAAAGGUCAGCAGGUGUGAACCCUAAGCAAGAGGACAGAUUGCAGGGAACAGGUGACCAAUGUAGACAAACUCAACAGCCAAAACAAGUGAGCUCUCUCCAACCCAUACCUUUGCAAUUGGAGACCAUGGCUUCGGAAAGAGAUGCCACUAUCCAAAUUACUUCAAUCCUCCAACCUUGAGUAAAGUUCAAAAUGUCAUAGGCUUCUUCAGGGAGAGUGCCCUCCAUAAUAAGCCUUUUGAAAGGACCGAUCGCAUCCUUUGGGAGAGAAUUCAUGAAAGUCUGUCUGAGAGGAGAUACCGCAGUCCUUCUCAGAGAAGGCAUAGCAGUCCCUCUGACAGAACCCUUAGACAUCUCUCUGACAGGAGUCAUUGCAGUCCCUCCCCGAGACAGGAUAGUAGUCCGUCUGUGAGAACCCUUCAAAGUAUCCCUCCUGGAGCCAUUACAGUCUCUUUAAGGGGAUAGGUCGCAGUCCCUCAGGGAGGAGCCGACCCAGUCCUGGGAGACGCCCUAGGAGUCCCUCUAGGAGGUCUCUUAGUCCUCGAGAGAGAAGAGGACGAGAGAGAAGAAGCCACCGUCCCUCAAAAAGGUGCCAUCUCAGUCCCAUCCAGAGGACACGGUGCAGUCCUUCAGAAAGGAGCCAUGGUAGUCUCUCUGAGAGAACCCCUUUCAGGGGUCCCUCUGGCAGGAAAAGGCGUAAUUCUUCUGGGAGAGUCCACCACCUUCCCUCAGAGUCCAGGCUAUACAGGUCUUCUUCCAGACUCCACCGCAGUCAUUCUGAGAGAACUCACUACAGUCCCUCUAAGAACAGACACAGUUAUUCUGAGAGGAGCCGGCAAGGUCACAACGAGGGACCCCAUCACAGUACCAAGGAGAGGCUCAGGGGUAAGGAGAAGCCCAGACAUAGCUUGUCUAUAAAGACUUCAAGACUUAUAAACUCCCAGGGACUUAUGCCUCCUAGGGACCACACCAAAAAAUCAAAAAGCUGGACAAGUUUGGAGACAUGAAGUUAGUAGAUAAGGAGAGACCUGCCUCUAUUAAUUAUAGCCUGCGAAUCUUCACCUAGCUGCCCUUUCUGCUCAGCCACUGCCUGCACCCUCAGCAAUGAAAGAGCUCUCUGGAGGGGAGUGAGAAUGGGUCUGUAAUUUAAGAUCAAUAAAGGGGCAAUAAUCGAA
Peromyscus californicus insignis is the source of this 18271-nucleotide messenger RNA. RefSeq lists its product as uncharacterized. NCBI's taxonomy places the organism in Eukaryota, Metazoa, Chordata, Mammalia, Rodentia, Cricetidae. The transcript is spliced from 2 exons. Bases 11167 to 12381 code for a protein of 404 amino acids. The record is from RefSeq and is a predicted model, not a curated record.